AUGUCCUACCCAACCACCUACCCCCCUCCCCUCGGCCACCUCCCCCCAUUCUACAUCCCCUUCCCCAUCCGUCCCCUCCCCCCUCCCACACUCCAUCCCCCUCCCUCUCUCCCCUCCCUGCCCUCUCCCCCCCGCCCCUCCCCCUUCCCAGGCUGGGAACUAACGACCCACCUCAUCCCCUCUGCCUCCCCCCGCGCUUCCCCAACCGCUACGACACGCAACAUCCGCCCGCAGUACCCUCCUACCCUCGAGAGGGAAAAAGAGGAUCGAGCAAGAGAAGUGGAAAGGUUGAGAGUCGCCAUGCGCGCCCAGAGAGCGAGGGACUGUGAGAGAAAGUCUUGGGUUAGUUAUGAGGGAGAACCGAGGUUGUGGAACGUCCUUAACCGGUUUAUGCGCUCCCCUGCACGCCUAUCGGGAGGCGCAGGCGCAGACGCAGAGGACGGCUUAACAAUCCUCCUAACCCACGCAAACGGUUUCCCAAAAGAAGUCUACGAGCCCUUCCUCUCCUUCCUCCUUUCCUCCUACACCGGCAUACGGGAAAUCUGGGUCUGGGAAGCAGUGAAUCAUGGGGAUGCCGCACUUGUUAAUGCUGCUAAACUUGGGGAUACGUGUGAGUCCGUCUGGCUUUGGCUCUGUGGAGUGUAA
Messenger RNA from Dacryopinax primogenitus, 645 nucleotides. RefSeq lists its product as uncharacterized. Bases 1 to 645 code for a protein of 214 amino acids. Lineage: Eukaryota; Fungi; Basidiomycota; Dacrymycetes; Dacrymycetales; Dacrymycetaceae. The transcript has a single exon. The record is from RefSeq and is a predicted model, not a curated record.